CUAUCAAACCUGACCGUGAGUCUUUGCGUUUCCUCUUUCUAGCCAGCGCCUGAGAAUGGGUAUCUCAAGGGAUAACUGGCACAAACGCCGCAAGACCGGGGGGAAAAGGAAGCCCUACCACAAGAAGAGGAAGUAUGAGCUGGGCCGGCCCCCUGCCAACACCAAGAUCGGCCCCCGCCGUAUCCACACCGUGAGGGUGCGUGGCGGCAACAAGAAGUACCGCGCUCUGCGUCUGGAUGUGGGAAACUACUCCUGGGGCUCAGAGUGUUGCACACGCAAGACCAGGAUCAUCGACGUGGUGUACAAUGCCUCCAACAACGAGCUGGUGAGAACCAAGACGUUGGUGAAGAACUGCAUCGUCCUGAUCGACAGCACCCCCUUCAGGCAGUGGUAUGAAGCUCACUACGCAACUCCCCUGGGCAGGAAGAAGGGUGCCAAGCUGACCCCUGAGGAGGAGGAAAUCCUUAACAAGAAGAGGUCGAAGAAAAUCCAGAAGAAAUAUGACGAACGCAAGAAGAACUGCAAGAUCAGCUCUCUCCUGGAGGAGCAGUUCCAGCAGGGCAAGCUGCUGGCCUGCAUCGCCUCAAGACCAGGCCAGUGUGGCAGAGCCGACGGCUACGUUCUGGAAGGCAAAGAACUCGAGUUCUACCUGAGGAAGAUCAAGGCCAAGAAAGGCAAAUAAAUGUACAGAGCUGUUUGAUACCACCUCAAUAAAAAAAAAUCAAAAAGUC
Lepisosteus oculatus (spotted gar) is the source of this 731-nucleotide messenger RNA. RefSeq names its product ribosomal protein S8a (gene rps8a). Gene Ontology annotation, biological process: maturation of SSU-rRNA from tricistronic rRNA transcript (SSU-rRNA, 5.8S rRNA, LSU-rRNA); translation. The record is from RefSeq and is a predicted model, not a curated record. Gene Ontology annotation, cellular component: cytosolic small ribosomal subunit; ribosome. Gene Ontology annotation, molecular function: structural constituent of ribosome. Lineage: Eukaryota; Metazoa; Chordata; Actinopteri; Semionotiformes; Lepisosteidae.